AUGAAUGAUUGUAGUAGAUUUUUGGUGUUAACUACCAUAAUUCUGCUCUAUUAUUGUUUUUCUUUUUCGUUUGCUCUUGAUGUUUCAUAUGACGAAAAAGCGCUUACAAUUGAUGGGGAACGGAAAAUUAUAAUAUCUGGUUCAAUACACUAUCCUCGUAGCACUCCCGAAAUGUGGCCAUCUUUGAUCAAGAAAGCAAAGGAAGGAGGUCUCAAUGCCAUUGAGACUUAUGUCUUUUGGAAUGCCCAUGAGCCAAUAUAUCGACAAUACGAUUUUUCAGAAAAUUUAGAUCUUGUUAGAUUUAUUAGAGCCAUCCAUGAUGAAGGGUUGUAUGCCAUUUUGCGCAUUGGACCAUAUGUAUGUGCAGAAUGGAAUUAUGGAGGGUUCCCGGUUUGGUUGCAUAAUAUUCCGGGCAUUGCAUUCAGGACUAACAAUGAAGUGUAUGAGAAUGAGAUGAAAAAUUUCACAACUUUGAUUGUUGACAUGGUAAGAGAUGAAGGUCUCUUUGCCUCCAAAGGAGGACCUAUAAUCCUCGCACAGAUUGAAAACGAGUAUGGCAAUGUUAUGUGGUCCUAUGGAAAUGAGGGAAAAUCAUACAUAAACUGGUGUGCUGACUUGGCUCAAUCUUUCCACAUUGGAGUGCCAUGGAUUAUGUGCCAACAAUCGAAUCCUCCACAAGGAAUGAUUAACACAUGCAAUGGUUGGUAUUGUGAUGGAUUCCAUCCUAGUAGCGGCAUUCCGAAGAUGUGGACCGAAAAUUGGAGCGGCUGGUAUAAGGGUUGGGGCCAAAAAACUCCGCACAGAACUGCCGAAGAUCUUGCCUUUGCGGUUGCACGAUUUUUUCAAUAUGGUGGCAUGUUACAAAACUAUUAUAUGUACCACGGUGGUACUAAUUUUGGUAGAGUAUCGGGAGGUCCUUACAUUGCUACAACAUAUGAUUACGAUGCACCCCUUGAUGAAUAUGGAAAUUUGAAUCAACCCAAGUGGGGACAUCUUAAGCAACUCCAUCUCCUCAUUAGAUCAAUGGAGGAUAUCCUCACACAUGCUGUGAUUAGAAAUGUUGAAUAUGGGAAUAUGAUGACAGUAAGCUUUAUAAUUAUGACAAUUGAACCAAAAAAGCUGAUUCCCCUAAAAGUUCAAACGGCUGGGCAUGGACUUCAUGCAUUUGUUAACGGGAAGCACGUUAGAUCUCAAUGGGCCAAAGGUGGGCGCUAUGAAUUCGAUUUUGAAUCAAAGAUUAAAAUGAAAAAUGGAACGAACUUGAUAUCUCUAUUGAGUGUCACUGUUGGUUUGGAAAACUAUGGUGACCACUUUGAUGAAAUAAAAAAUGGAAUUCAUGGUCCGGUGAAAUUGAUGGGUGAUAACAACCAAGUGAAGGACUUGCAAAAUAGUACUUGGACAUACAAGGUCGGAAUCCAUGGUAUAGACAAGAAAAAACUCUACAUGAGGGAAAAUCGGUAUAACCGAAAAUGGGAACUAGAAAAUCUCCCUACAGAUAGGAUGUUUGUUUGGUAUCAGACGACUUUUAUGGCUCCGAUGGGGGAUGAUCCAGUUGUUUUGGAUUUAUUGGGAUUAGGUAAAGGAAUUGCUUGGGUGAACGGCCACAACAUCGGGAGAUACUGGCCAAGUUUUUUUGCUGAUGAUAAUGGAUGUGAUUAUAAAUGUGACUAUCGCGGAACAUAUUCUAAUUCAAAAUGCUUGAGUGGAUGCAACCAAUCUUCACAAAGAUGGUACCAUGUGCCUCGGUCUUUCCUUCAAGACGACGAUAACUUGUUGGUUUUGUUUGAGGAGUUUGGAGGCAACCCUGCUAAUUUGAAAAUCCAAACCGUCACGGUUGGAACAAUUUGUGCAAAUGCUUAUGAAGGGAACAAGUUGGAGCUAUCAUGCCAAGGAGGAACUAUCUCUGAAAUCAAAUUUGCUAGCUAUGGUAAUCCAAGAGGUUCUUGUGGAUCUUUUGAAAGAGGAACUUGUGAAUCUCCUAACACUACAACGAUCAUCGAAAAUGCAUGCGUUGGCAAAGAGAGUUGUGUGAUUGAUGCAUCCGAAUUCACUUUUCCUAAUAAUUGCAAACUCGUUGGGCAAAGACUUGCUGUUGAAGCUAUUUGUUAGACAAAAUUAUUUUAGGUUUUUUAACUAAUGAUAGUUAGAUGUUUUAGUUUUAGUUUGU
Messenger RNA from Camellia sinensis, 2167 nucleotides. Lineage: Eukaryota; Viridiplantae; Streptophyta; Magnoliopsida; Ericales; Theaceae. The record is from RefSeq and is a predicted model, not a curated record.